CUUUCGCGAAGCCCCCCCCCCACCGGUUGUUGACAACUCACUGGACUUUCAACCAUGGUGCAAGACGACGUGAGCUUCCUGACAAUCGACCCACCUGCCGGGAAGGAUGAUCCCAAACGAUCUGCUAGUGAUCCCUCCAGCAUUGAAAGAGAACAGGAGCGGCACCAUCGUUGUGCCAGAAGAUGUGGAUAGCCUAGUAGAGGACAUGUCCAAUGGAGGAUCAGUUGACGGUAAUGGCGCCGAAACAGACGCUGUCGAGCAAACGAAUGCGCCGGUUGGUGCGGCCGCGGAGCAAGAUGAACUAAAUCCUUACAUCGAUGCUAUCAUCGUAUUCUUUGCUCUCCUCGGAAGGCUCAUGCGCGAAUUGGCAGCUCGGGUGUUGGGUGCCUUCCACGCCUUCAUCGCAUGGGUUUUUGCUGUGGGCCGAGUAGUCGUGCUUGUCAUGGCGGUCAUGUAUCUGCUCAAUAGCAAAAAGUCUUCGUUUGCCUCGCCCAAAAACGAUUUGCAGGACUUUGUGCUCGUUCAGCAAGAGAAAGGCGUAUCAGAGGUGGCAUCCUUCCAUGACUUGAAAACUGACAAGUUUGAAGAAUAUGCUGCAGCCAUUUGUGUGGAAGGAGGGGCAUCAUUGGAGGCUACACGCAAGGCGCUUGCAGGUGGCCUUGAGGGUGUUCCGCAGAGUGUUCAGCAAGAUGUUGUAAAGAGGGCUUUGGCAGAGGGUAUCACUGCCAAGAACAUGUGGAAAAACUCAAAUGCUGAUCUUGUUGACUCGAGCAAAGCCCAUAGUUACAUGGGGUACUUCUCCACUGCCUAUGAUUCUGGUUCGGACGAGUACAAAACUUGUGUUACAGUAACUGGUCUUACCUUCAGUGUGGCUGAGACUGUUGCAGGGUAUACAGAGACAGAGGAAGUUUACAAAGCUGGCACAAAGCUUGACUGCACUGGUGCCUUUUUCCGAUGUUGGGAGGUUCCGUACUUCGCCACCCGAGUUGUCAAAACUCCACAUUUCAAGCGAAGUGUCUUGUCUUUGGAACAACAAAAGGGGCUUCACUCAUGGAUGAUCCAUCGGGCCAUUGAGUCUGCUAGCUAUCUCGUGACAUAUUCGGACAACGUGGGCCGUGAUAAACGUUUACCAUCUGGAGAUGCAAAGGGAUGGGACUGGAGUCCUCCUGCAUAUGUUGAUGAGCUCUAAGCGCACACUGCCCUCUAGUAGAGAACGAGUCAGGAAUCAAGCAUUUGAAAGAAGUGAGGCAUACAGCAUACAGAUAUCCAUGCAUACCGGUAGUUUCCGAGGCUUUGCAGUUUUCGCUGCGCAGUGCAUUUUGGAGGCUUAUAAAUCGCCUUUUACUUUUACUCCACGUCUAUUGUGGUACAGUCCUCAGAAGUCAGACUUGACUCGACUCGACGGGGAUCAGGUUCAAUCAUCUUGCCAUGAGUAAUACAAUCGAAGAAUAGAAUGAAGCAAAUCACACUUGUACCAGGUACAACUAGCUGUAGACAUUCGUGCGACUAUGGUAGCGGUACGGUACGCCGCGAGU
Messenger RNA from Seminavis robusta, 1535 nucleotides. The record is from the annotation of a GenBank genome assembly. NCBI's taxonomy places the organism in Eukaryota, Bacillariophyta, Bacillariophyceae, Naviculales, Naviculaceae.